GCUCCGCUCCGCGCCGGCUUUGUGUGCGCGGUGGCCGCCACCCGGGCAGGGUCCCGGGUCGCACGUCCCGGUCCUGGUCCCACUCCCGGCCCCCCAUCAUGCCUCCCCGCCGGCUCCCCGCCGCCCUCCUGCCCCUCCUUUGUCUGCUCUGCCUCCAGGCUGCGCUGCCGCUCCGCGCCCACCGCGGCCGCUACGCCGGUGAUAAAGUCAUACGAGUUGUUCCUGAGAGUGAGAGGGAAACGCAGAUCCUGAAGGCUGCAUUUAACAGGCUUAAGGUGGACCUGUGGCAGCCCAGCAGCACCUUCCACAUCGUCGAAGGUACGGUCACCGACGUGCGAGUGCCACAGAACACAUCCCGAAGUCUGCUACCCUUCCUCCAGCAAGCCAACAUCCAGUACACGAUUCUCAUAUCAGAUCUGCAGAAAGCAGUAGAAAACCAAGCUGGACUGAAGUCAUAUAGGAAACGAAGGUCCCUCCCUGGGUAUAACUAUGAAGUAUAUCACUCCCUGGAAGAAAUCCAAGACUGGAUGCAUUAUCUGAACAAAACUCAUUCAGAUCUUGUUCAUAUGUUCUCUGUUGGAAAAUCCUAUGAAGGGAGACCACUGUUUGUACUCAAGCUAGGUAAAAGAGCACGACCUUACAAGAAAGCUGUCUGGAUAGACUGUGGGAUUCAUGCUAGAGAAUGGAUUGGCCCUGCCUUUUGCCAGUGGUUCGUGAAAGAAGCUCUGCAGACAUACCAGACUGAUCCUGCCAUGAGAAGGAUGCUAACUCAGCUGUAUUUCUAUAUUAUGCCUGUGUUUAAUGUGGAUGGAUACCAUUUCAGCUGGACACAUGAUCGAUUCUGGAGAAAAACAAGAUCAAAGAACUCCAGGUUCCCAUGUCAUGGUGUUGAUGCUAAUCGCAACUGGAAAGUAAAAUGGUGUGACGAAGGUGCUUCAUUUCACCCAUGCGAUGACACCUACUGUGGUCCCUACCCGGAAUCUGAGCCUGAAGUAAAGGCUGUUGCUCAUUUUCUCCGCAAACAUCGGAAACAAAUAAAAGCCUAUUUGUCCUUCCACGCAUAUGCACAGAUGCUGCUGUACCCUUACUCUUACAAAUAUGCAACUAUUCCAAACUUCAGUUGUGUGGAAUCUGCAGCCUAUAAUGCUGUUAAUGCUCUUCAGUCUGCCUAUGGUGUAAGAUACAGAUACGGUCCUGCAUCUAGCACUUUGUAUGUGAGUUCUGGCAGCUCUAUGGACUGGGCCUACAAAAAUGGUAUCCCCUACGCAUUUGCUUUUGAGCUGCGCGACACUGGCCAUUUUGGAUUUUUACUUCCUGAGACGCUGAUCAAACCAACCUGCACAGAGACCAUGCUUGCAGUUAAAAAUAUAACUCUUCAUCUGCUGAAGAAAUGUCAUUGAGAGAUAUGGUAUUGUUUCUACCAGACUCACCUGGCCAGAAAUGGAAAAGAAAACCAAACACUUAUUUUUUACUUUACAAAAGACCCCGAAGUUGAUAUAGUAACUUAGUUUUCCAUUUGGUGUAACGUAUUUAGUUCUUUUUGCAUUAAAGCUUUGAUUCUCAGCCAGCAACUUCACUGGGGCAGGCCCAGACCCACAGACAGGUGCCUGAAGGAAAACUUCAUUCUAGAGUGUCCCUGGCCUUACUGCUUUCCCAGACAGGACUUCCCUCAGGGGAGUCUCUUGAACAAGGGGAUAAAAUUAACCAUGUAUAUGCACUCUGUAUCCCAACACAGGCCUGUGUCUAUAGCAGUAAAUGGCAGUGCGGUAUAUAGUUGCAGCUGAACAUGCUACAGGUAGCAAUGUGUCUUCCUUCUGCACUUAUACAUACAUAUGUAUAUGCACUUUUCUGAUUUUUAUUCAUAUAAUGCAGGAAUUUGACCCAAGGUUUCCUUUAACCGUUCAGAAAUGACGACUUUCAACUGUAUAUAUUGGGGUGGACGAAAAAUCAACAUACUGCCCUUGAAAAUGUAACUUCCCUAGAGAUAUGUAAGAAUUAUAAUAAAAUAUUAUUGAACUAUACAAUACUCUGCCUUAUGGAGAGACCAGAGCUGACAAACCAAAUGGCCAUGACUAGGAGCUUGGAACCAGGCAGGUGACUGGUGCUUCUGGGUUUUGCCAUAGCAUAUGCCCAUUUCUACCAGCUGAGGACCUAGCCUUGACCUGUAAUUACAAUGUUAACUGAUGUUUUAUUCAUCAGUAUUCUUGCAGUGAGUUCUGUAACUCUGUGGCUAUGUGGCUGCUCUUCUUGGAAGUCAUAUUUUUUGCAUGCUUUAAAGGAAUUAAUAAUAGAUUGUUAAGUGAGAUGGAGGUGAAAUUAGAAGCUUUACAGCUGAAAGAGAGAAAAUAAACACCAUGUCUGAAAGAAUAAUAAUGAAAGCACGGAGAAUGUAACAACUUGUUGAGGUUUUAGGGGUACUUUUAAAAUACUAUUUUUUUUCAUAUUAUUAUAUCUGCAAAAGCAUAUAUUUUACUUUAUUAAUUUUGAGUUUAAUCUUAUGCCAU
Oxyura jamaicensis (ruddy duck) is the source of this 2504-nucleotide messenger RNA. It is a transcript of the gene CPA6, whose product is annotated as carboxypeptidase A6. NCBI's taxonomy places the organism in Eukaryota, Metazoa, Chordata, Aves, Anseriformes, Anatidae. The transcript has 12 exons. Bases 99 to 1400 code for a protein of 433 amino acids. The record is from RefSeq and is a predicted model, not a curated record. Gene Ontology annotation, molecular function: zinc ion binding; metallocarboxypeptidase activity. Gene Ontology annotation, biological process: proteolysis.